AUGCGACUAAAGCGUUACUAUAUUAUGCGUUACUCCGUUACUCGUUAUUAGUAAUGCAUAAUACAGUAACGCUUUUUAUGUAUGUUACUCGUUACCAGUAACAGAGUACCGCAUGUGUUACUCGUUACUAGUAACGCAUAAUAUAGUAACGCUUUAGUCGCAUUGUGUUGUGAAAAUUUUUAUUUUUAUUCUAUUCAACUUAGCUACACGUAACGUUCAAUUUCGUUUCUAUCAUAAUAUUUACGGGCAAGAAGGUGGAGUGUCAAUGGGUAGUCCAUUAGCACCUAUUUUAGCGAAUCUGUUCAUGGAGAACUUAGAAAACAAACAUAUUUUAACAUCAGAAAAUGAAAAAGAGUAAAAAUGUGGAUAAGAUAUGUUGAUGAUAUUCUAGUUCUAAUUAACGGUACCACUUGUGAUGCCUCUGAAUUAUUAGACAACUUCAACAAAAUUCAUCCGAUCAUAAAAUUCACACUGGAAAUAGAACAAGAUAAUAAAUUAGCCUUUUCAGAUGUUUUGAUUGAGAAACAUUCUGAUCAUCUUGAAACAACAGUAUAUAGGAAAAAAACAUGCACUAAUCUAUACAUGAAAUGGGAUUCCGGGU
Messenger RNA from Didymodactylos carnosus, 601 nucleotides. Lineage: Eukaryota; Metazoa; Rotifera; Eurotatoria; Philodinida; Philodinidae. The record is from the annotation of a GenBank genome assembly.